Messenger RNA from Trichomycterus rosablanca, 2178 nucleotides. It is a transcript of the gene masp2, whose product is annotated as MBL associated serine protease 2. Gene Ontology annotation, cellular component: extracellular region. The record is from RefSeq and is a predicted model, not a curated record. Gene Ontology annotation, molecular function: calcium ion binding; serine-type endopeptidase activity. The transcript has 11 exons. Bases 80 to 2155 code for a protein of 691 amino acids. NCBI's taxonomy places the organism in Eukaryota, Metazoa, Chordata, Actinopteri, Siluriformes, Trichomycteridae. Gene Ontology annotation, biological process: complement activation; proteolysis.
UGUAACCGGAUUGUAACCUACAGUGCUCGUCAGUUUAGCCUGACCGAAUGUAAAGAGACGUUUUAUCUUCAGAAAAAAGAUGAAAAGGAAAGCAAAGCUGGUUUUGAGUGUGUUAUUGGCUGUGGUUAGUUUCCUCCCGUUAUCACAGAGCCUGGACUUAACAGGAUUGUUUGGUAGCUUCACUUCACCCAACUUUCCAAAUGUCUAUCCUAAUAACCAACGCAUGGUGUGGAACAUCACAGUCCCGGUAGGACACAGACUCCGGUUAUACUUCCAUCAUUUCAGCAUGGAGCCGUCUCUUAACUGUGAAUAUGAUUACUUAGAGUUGUUUUCAGAGGGCAAUGGUACCGUCCGGUUUUGUGGUGAGGAUGAGAAAAAUGAUGACGAUGCACCAAAGAAUGAGAUUUUCUACUCGACCUCAGACACCAUGUCUGUGAUCUUCAGAUCUGAUUUCUCCAAUGAGGAUCGAUACACCGGCUUUCAAGCUUUUUAUUCUGCAGAAGACAUCGACGAAUGCCUGAUUACGCUGGAUGGAGAACGUUUGUGUGACCAUUACUGCCACAAUUACUUGGGGGGCUAUUACUGCACUUGCAGACAGGGAUACCAGCUCCAUUCCAACAAAAGAGACUGCAUGGUGAAAUGCAGUGGCCAGGUGCUGGUGGGCAAGUCGGGCGAGCUCACAAGUCCAGAGUAUCCUCUUCCUUAUCCUCGAAUGUCUCAGUGUGAUUACACCAUCCGCCUGCUGGAGGGCUUCCAAGUGAGCCUGGAAUUUCUGGAUCCGUUUGAUGUGGAGACGCAUCCCGACACUCCCUGCCCUUAUGACAUUCUGAAGAUCACUGUGGGUAUGAGGGAGUAUGGCCCAUUCUGUGGAACAACGCCACCCGCCAGGAUUGAAACGGGCACUCAUGAAGUGCGCGUGACGUUCCGCUCCGACGGCUCUGGAAAAAACAGAGGCUGGAGGAUAAAGUACUCGAGCACAGCCAAACCAUGCCCAAACCCAGAAGCUCCUCUACAUGGAAACAUUCACCCUCAGCAGGACCAGUACAUCCUAACAGACACGUUCAACGUCACAUGUGACCUCGGUUAUAGGUUAACUCUGGGAAAGGAAAGCUUACCCGUCUAUCAAGCCAUGUGCCUGAAGGAUGGAUUCUGGGAUGGUCCGAUGCCUCUUUGUACUUUGGUUGACUGUGGAACCCCGAAGAAAAUCAGCAAUGGUGCAGUCGAAGUCACCAAGACCACAUAUAAAUCAACAAUCGAGUACCGCUGUGAUGAAUUCUACACGCUGAAGACCAGCACCAGUGGAGUCUACAGCUGUGCUCAUGAUGGCUUCUGGCGAGACACACUGGGGGGAAAAAAGCUUCCUAAGUGUGAACCUAUCUGUGGGAAGCCUAAAGGAAGGCUGGCCAGGGUGAUUGGAGGUGAAGAUGCAGAGAAGAAUGAAAUACCCUGGCAGGUAAUGAUCCUGAAGGGAGGUCAGGCCAAAGGCGGUGGUGCUCUUCUCAGUGAUGACUGGGUCCUCACAGCAGCUCACAUUCUACAUGACUUAAACGAAGUGUCCAGCUUAAGUGUUAAGCUGGGCAUGGUCAAUCGCCAGGAUCCCGAAGCAACAGUGGGCAUUCCUACAGAAUUCUUCAUCCAUCCUGGGUACCAUCACAACGGAAUCAACUUCAACAACGAUAUCGCUCUGAUUAAACUGAAUCACAAGGUGCCUAUAAGUGCAGCAAUCAUGCCAGUGUGUUUACCCAAGAAUGAGGAGCGUUUUAUCCUGAAGACUGAUGACUUUGGUACAGUGAGCGGGUGGGGCGUGUGGAAAAAGUCGAUUAAAUGGGGAUCUCCCACUCUAAAGUUUGCAAUAAUACCUGUUGCUGACUUUCAAACAUGUAAAGAUAAGUUUGACAGCAUAAAGUUAACAAAAGGGAAGCUCACGGUAACGGACAACAUGGUGUGUGCAGGUGUGCCUGAGGGCGGAGUGGACUCUUGUCAAGGGGACAGCGGUGGGCCGUAUGUAUUUUUGGACAUGGAAAAUCGUAGCUGGUACAUUGGGGGCAUUGUGUCUUGGGGUUAUGCUUGUGCUGAGCCUGGAUUUUAUGGGGUUUACACCAAAGUGACCAAUUAUCUGACUUGGAUUGAAGAGGUCAUGUCAAAAAAUAGUUAAAUAAACAGAUAAAUAACAAUAAA